GUACAAGUCAAAUUAUCUUGUUACUGUGGUGUGAGCAUAAGAAGAUAGACCUCACGUGGUGGUGGAUUUGUUUGAUUUGACCCAACUGAAGACAUUUCACAAUCAAGCGCUGGAUUUUAAACAACUGAUCUGAGCGCAGACAGAGGACAGAGUCUGAAAAGUAGGAGGGUGAAUGAGAGAAAAGUCAGAUAUGGAGACGUUUAGCUCCAAGGACAUGGCUCUCCAAGCCCAGAAAAAGAUCCUGAGCCAAAUGGCAAACAAGUCUGUCGUGCAGAUGUUUAUCGACGACACCAGCAGCGAAAUUCUCGACGAGUUGUACCGCGUGUCGAAGGAGUACACCAGAAACCGAAGCGAGGCCCAAAAAGUAGUAAAAGAUCUCAUUAAGGUGGUGGUGAAGGUCGCUGUCCUUUUCAGGCACAAUCGAUUCAGUGAUGAGGAGCUACAACUUGCCCAGAGAUUCAAAAAGAAAUUGCGCCAGGGAGCCAUGACAGCCAUCAGCUUUCACGAGGUAGAUUUCACAUUUGACAAGGCAGUUAUGUCCGAAAUCCUGAAGGAAUCUAGGGAUAUGCUACUCAAGCUUGUGAACAGUCAUCUUACAACAAAAUCUCAUGGACGCAUCAACCACGUCUUCAACCAUUACUCUGACCCAGAGCUCCUCACCCAGCUUUACAAUCCAACUGGUUCCCUCAAACCCCACCUAACCAAAAUAUGCAACGGGCUUAACAAACUGCUGGAGGAUGGGACGUUAUGAGAACAGAAUAUGGACAGACUGGUCUCAAACAGGAAUGGUAUGGUGGACCACCUGUGAACUGAAACUGGGUACAUUGCAAUCAAGUGAUGCAACAAGGACACUGUGGACUGACAAGGGCACGACACUUAAGUUUAACUUUUUUAAAUAGUGUUGCAGUGUUAUUAAUAAACAUUUAAGCAUUCAGUGGCCUGAUGAUACUAUAAAGACAAGUUGAUGCUGUACCAGCCACUGCAUGGAGUGAGCGCAGAUCAAACUUUUUUUUUUUUUAAUAUUUUAUAUGAAAAUGUUUUAUCUCUAUGAGACUCCAGCUGUAUAGAUUUCUUAUUUUUCAUAACAAAGGUUGUACCACUCUGCUGUAAAUUAGAUUGUAUUGUCCAACUUGGUAAUCAAUCAAGACCAUGCAAGCAUUUUUGUAGGGUACUCUGUUAACACUGCCAUCUAGUGUAAACACAUAGCACUACAGAGAAAACCAAUCCAUUUUGACAUUUCUGAGAGAUAUUUCUGUGAGCUACUGUGCUCUAAAAUGGACAAUCAACUAAUAAAUAAUAACACAGGGGCCUCAUCAAUUGUUUAUUACAUAAUUUAAAUACAAUAAAGUGCUGUUUAAUUGUA
Paramisgurnus dabryanus is the source of this 1363-nucleotide messenger RNA. RefSeq names its product tumor necrosis factor, alpha-induced protein 8-like 2b (gene tnfaip8l2b). NCBI's taxonomy places the organism in Eukaryota, Metazoa, Chordata, Actinopteri, Cypriniformes, Cobitidae. Gene Ontology annotation, biological process: regulation of apoptotic process. Gene Ontology annotation, cellular component: cytoplasm. The record is from RefSeq and is a predicted model, not a curated record.